AUGGGCGUGGCGCUAUGGCUUUGCCCCAAGAAAAACACCCCACUCUACGACAAGCUCCAGGUGCUCAUGAACUCGCUCUCCACCGUGUUCCCAGGCCUGCCCCCCAGGUUCGAGCCACACAUCACCAUCACCUCCAAUGUCGCGGUGGACUUGGCCAACGCCAAGGAUGACGUGGACCGCAUUUUGCUGGCAUGCUGCAUCGCGCUCGACUCGCUUCCUCGCGACUCCUCGGACCCCCAUUGGAUCCACUUGGGCCGCGUGGCCAGCCAGAAGAGGUUCUUCAAAAAGCUCUAUUUCCAGGUGCUCCGCGACCCGACGCUCGUGUCGUUUGCCCGCAUUGUGCGCGAGCUCUUCGUGGUGCUCCCGGAGCGAACCGAGCUGGAGCACAAGGUCAAAAACCCGCACUUGUUCCACACUGACCAUCUGGGCAACAUAGUGCGCCGCAAACCGGGGCUGCGGGCCCGGGGGCACCCGCACGUGGACGCCGCGUUGGACCACGCCAAGAUCCAGAGCGAGCUGGCGCACGAGGCCGCGUCCUGGUCGGCGGCCGAGUUCGACCCGCAUCUUUCUUUGGUAUAUAGCGACUUGCACCCGAUCGACAACGCGUUGUGGCACACGAUCCGCUCGCGCGUCUCGGACUACCUCUCGUUGGAGGACUGUGACCUGGAGGAGUGGGACGUGCGAGGGAACGGGCUCUCGUGGGAGGGCGGGGUGUUGAAGUUGGUCCUCUGCGAGGGCGACGUCAACGAGUGGCCUGUUCUCGGCUCGGUGGACCUACACAUGUGA
This is a messenger RNA of Metschnikowia bicuspidata var. bicuspidata NRRL YB-4993, 786 nucleotides long. RefSeq names its product 2',3'-cyclic-nucleotide 3'-phosphodiesterase. NCBI's taxonomy places the organism in Eukaryota, Fungi, Ascomycota, Pichiomycetes, Serinales, Metschnikowiaceae. Bases 1 to 786 code for a protein of 261 amino acids. The transcript is spliced from 2 exons. The record is from RefSeq and is a predicted model, not a curated record. Gene Ontology annotation, biological process: cyclic nucleotide metabolic process. Gene Ontology annotation, molecular function: 2',3'-cyclic-nucleotide 3'-phosphodiesterase activity.